Molecule: messenger RNA, 8030 nt
Organism: Puntigrus tetrazona (Sumatra barb)
Lineage: Eukaryota; Metazoa; Chordata; Actinopteri; Cypriniformes; Cyprinidae
Gene: tanc2b
Product: tetratricopeptide repeat, ankyrin repeat and coiled-coil containing 2b
Exons: 22
Coding region: 112-5745 (1877 amino acids)
Biological process (GO): regulation of dendritic spine morphogenesis
Cellular component (GO): dendritic spine
Molecular function (GO): protein binding
Source: RefSeq, a predicted model, not a curated record
UGACUAGUUACUCGGAGCCGAUGGAGCGGAGCAGGAAGCACGAGAGAGCCUGAAGCUCUGGCACUCACACAGAUCCACUCUGGACUCAGUCUGUACCGCGUGGAUGAGAACAUGACCGCCUCCACCUACAGCCUCAACAAGAUCCCAGAGCCCGGACCCGCCACUGCUCCUCUCACCCCGCCCCCUCUACCUCAUGCCCCGCCCAACUCCGUGGCAGCCACCAGCUCCGCUCAUCUGGAGGACCUGGCGUAUCUAGACGAUCAGAGACACGCUCCGCUGCGUUCCUCGCUGAGGAUGAGCCGACAGAACACGACCGGACAGGACCUGAGAGCUUCCGCUAACAGCCAUGCCUGGCAGUCUCAGUCACUGCGCUUCGCUCCAUACCGCCUGCAGGACAUCGCUCUGAAGCCGCUUCUGUUCGAGGUGCCCAGCAUCACCAUGGACUCUGUGUUCACGGGCCGUGAUUGGCUCUUCCAGGAGGUCGACGCCCACCUGCGCCCCGCCCACUCCUCCACCAAUCGCGGCGUGGUUCUGGUGGGCAGCAUCGGCUUCGGCAAAACCGCCAUCAUCUCGCGCCUCGUGGCUCUCAGUUGCCAUGGAAACCGCAUGCGACAGAUCGCCUCCGACAGCCCACAGGCCUCGCCAAAACAUGGAGAUGGCAUCCCUCUCACACAGCCGCAGCCUUCCCAUGGUACACUGGGAGGAGGAAGCUGCCCUGGAACUCCAGAAAUGAGGAGGAGGCAGGAGGAGGCCAUGAGGAGGCUUGCAUCACAGGUGGUGGCGUAUCACUACUGUCAGGCUGAUAAUGCAUACACCUGUCUGGUGCCGGAGUUUGUGCACAACGUCGCAGCACUUCUGUGUCGUUCUCCGCAGCUGGCCGCAUACAGAGAACUUCUUCUGAAGGAGCCACACAUUCAGAGUAUGCUCAGCCUGCGAUCCUGUGUCCAAGAUCCACCCACGGCCUUCAGACGAGGAGUGCUUGAACCGCUGGAUGCUCUUUAUAAAGAGAGGAAGAUCACUCCAGAUGAAGACCUCAUUAUUCUCAUCGAUGGUCUGAAUGAGGCUGAGUUCCACAAACCAGACUACGGUGACACUAUCGUGUCUUUCCUCUGUAAAACCAUCCACAAGUUCCCGGCCUGGUUGAAGCUGGUGGUGACGGUCAGAACCUCUCUUCAGGACAUCACCAAGCCUCUGCCCUUCCACGUGAUCUCUCUGGACGCUCUGGAGGAGAACGACGCCAUCGACCACGACCUGCAGAGCUACAUCCUUCACCGCAUCCACAGCAGCGGAGAGAUCCAGAACAACAUCUCCCUCAACGGCAAGAUGGACAACACCAGCUUCGGCAAGCUCAGCUCGCACCUGAAGGCCCUGAGCCAGGGCUCCCUGCUCUACCUGAAGCUGACCUUCGACCUGAUCGAGCGAGGAUACCUGGUGCUCAAGAGCUCCAACUACAAGGUGGUUCCGGUCAGCCUGGCCGAGGUCUACCUCCUGCAGUGUAACAUGCGCUUCCCCACGCAGUCGUCCUUCGACAGGGCCCUGCCGCUGCUGAACGUGGCCCUGGCCUCCCUGCAUCCUCUGAGCGACGAGCAGAUCUACCAGGCCAUCAACAGCGGCUCGGUCCAGGGCACGCUGGACUGGGACGACUUCCAGCAGAGGAUGGACAACCUGUCGGUGUUCCUGGUCAAGAGACGGGACGGCACGCGCAUGUUCGUGCACCCGUCCUUCAGAGAGUGGCUGAUCUGGAGAGAAGAAGGAGAGAAGACCAAGUUCCUCUGCGAUCCCAGGAAUGGCCAUACGCUUCUGGCUUUCUGGUUCUCCAGACAAGAAAACAAACUGAACAGACAGCAGACGAUUGAGCUGGGUCACCAUAUCCUGAAAGCACAUAUAUUCAAGGGCCUCAGUAAGAAGGUUGGAGUUUCUUCGUCCAUCCUGCAGGGACUGUGGGUGUCCUACAGCACUGAGAGUCUCUCCACAGCUCUGGCCUCGCUCAGAAACCUCUACACACCCAACAUAAAGGUGUCUCGUCUGCUGAUUCUGGGCGGAGCUAACGUCAACUACCGUACGGAGGUGCUGAGCAACGCUCCGGUGCUGUGUGUUCACGCUCACAUGGGCUACUCCGACAUGGUGCACCUGCUGCUGGAGAACGGAGCCAGCGUGGACUCGGUGUCCGAGAGCGGUCUCACUCCGCUGGGAUACGCCGCCGCCGCCGGACACCUGGCCAUCGUCACUGCCCUCUGCAGGAGGAGAGCUCAGCUCGAUCACCUGGACAAGCACGGUCAGUGCGCUCUGGUGCACGCGGCUCUCAGGGGACACCUGGAGGUGAUGAAGUUCCUGAUUCAGAGCGACUGGGGUCAGAUGCAGCUGCAGAGCCCCUCCCCCACAGAGUCACAGGCCACGCCCUCCCCCCAGCAGGCCACGCCCCAGGAGUCGCAGCCCUCCAGCCCCGAGCAGCAGGAGGCGGAGCCGGAGGAGUCGGCGCAGAAGGAGGAGGAGCAGGAGGAGUCUCCGGAGGAGGAGUCCAAGCAGCAGACACAAGCAGACUCUCAGCCUCAGCAGCAGACGACUCCGAAAGCUGCCACGUUCAGCAAGAGUGUGGCGGUGCAGCAGGCCUUCAUAGCGGCCGCCAGCAUGGGUCACGCUGAGGUUGUGUCGUAUCUCUUGGACUUGCCCGAGGGAGAUGAAGAGGAAGUUCAGCGAGCUCAGAUUAACAGCUACGACACUCUGUGGGGUGAAACAGCGCUGUCCGCCGCGGCUGGCCGAGGGAAGCUGGACGUCUGUCAGAUGCUGCUGGAGCAGGGCUCUUCUGUAGCUCAGCCCAACCGCAGAGGAGUGCUGCCGCUCUUCAGCUCUGUGAGACACGGACACUGGCAGAUCGUGGAUCUGUUGGUGUCACACGGAGCAGACGUGAACCUGCCUGAUAAACAGGGACGAACUCCACUGAUGAUGGCCGCCUCAGAAGGACAUCUGGACACGGUGGAGUUCCUCAUGACUCAGGGUGCGUGUCUGGAUCUGAUAGAUAAGGAGGGUCUGACGGCUCUGAGCUGGGCCUGUCUGAAAGGACAUCUCUCUGUUGUUCGCUGUUUGGUGGAAAAAGGAGCGGCGACGGACCACGCCGAUAAAAACGGACGAACGCCUCUCGAUCUGGCCGCCUUCUACGGAGACUCAGACGUGGUUCAGUUCCUGGUGGAUCACGGGGCUCUGAUCGAACACGUGGACUACAGCGGGAUGCGUCCUCUGGACCGGGCCGUGGGCUGCAGAAACACGUCUGUGGUGCUCGCCCUGCUGAAGAAAGGAGCCAAGAUCGGAUGUCAGACGCUGCCGAGUCGGCGUAAAGGAGGUCCUGCUACCUGGGCAAUGGCGACAUCAAAACCCGAUAUCAUGAUUAUCCUACUGACUAAACUUUUAGAGGAAGGAGAUGGCUUCUACAAGAAGGGUAAAGUGAAGGAGGCAGCUCAGCGUUAUCAGUACGCUCUGAAGAAGUUUCCCCGAGAAGGAUUAAGUGAGGACCUGAAGACCUUUAAGGAGCUCAAAGUGUCUUUGUUCCUGAACUUGUCUCGCUGUCGGAGGAAAAUGAAUGACUUUGGUAUGGCGGAAGAGUUUGCUACCAAGGCUCUGGAACUGAAGCCUAAGUCUUACGAGGCAUUCUAUGCUAGAGCCCGUGCCAAGCGUAGCAGCAGGCAAUUCUCUGAUGCACUAGAAGACCUGAGGGAAGCCAUAAAGCUGUGUCCCAACAAUCGUGAAAUCCAGCGCCUCCUUCAGCGUGUGGACGAGGAGUAUAGGCAAGUUACUCAACCAGAGGAGCCGGAACUUGAGCCUCCUCCAUCACCACCACCAUCUCCCUUACCGGUGGAGGACGAUGAGGAGCCCCCUCAUCAUACUCCUCCUCCUGAACCAAGACUGGAUGACAUGGAACCUGUCCAAGACUUGUUUGAGGAUGACGACUUCCUAGAACAAGAGCUAGAGGCCGUGUCUAUUGGUCUUGCUUCUGACAUUCGCUCGAACGCCUCGAGUCUUGCCAUAAUACGCAGUCCACCCCUGUCUCCGCCCCAUCACGACACCGGCUACCUAUCUGGAGGGCAGGCCUUCGAGUUCCACCCAAGCUCCUCCUCCAUGUCAUCUCCUACCCAUCAUAGUUACCAGUCCACCUCUCCGUGUAUCUCUCCAACACAUCAGAACUCUCACUACCGCCAGAGUCCACCGCACACCUCUCCAGCCCAUCAGUCCUCUUACCGCUUCAGCCCUCCGCCCAUGGGCAGUGGAGGGAACCAAGGGAUGGACUACCAGAGUCCUCCUCCAUCUCCUCUUAGGCGUGGCGUUCCGUUCAGAGGUAGCCCUCCGAUCGAGAGCGUGUGUCUGUAUCGUUCCCAGUCUGGCUCGCCAGUCCGCUACCAGCAGGAUCCUUUACCUAGCCGUCCAAAAUCGCCACUGUUGAAGAUGAGCAGCCAGCGGUCCUUCCAACUCCAGUCACAGCCUUCCCAGAGCUCUCAGACGAGCCAGCACCACCAGGUUCAGGGUCUGCGCCUGCAGCCCUCUAUGGCACAGAUUGUCCGCACUAACCAGCCCAGUAACAGUGUGUACAGCCAGUUGGCGCAUCCGCUUAGCAGCAGGUACCAAGGUAGCUCCAUGGAUGUGGACAGGGACAGAGACCGAGAGCCGAGGCUGGUGUACCAACCCUCGCUGGAUGGCCGGUCGAUGUCUCAAGUGCAGUCCAGCCUCAGUGUGGGAGCUCUGUGUCAGCAUGGGGGCCGAGGAGGGGUUCUGGAGUCAAACUUGGGGAAAGAUGAGAUGCCUCAGCGACCCGCUUCGGCGUACCGCUCAGCUACGGGGGGACCUGGAGGUAUGCGCUUCAGCCAGACUCCCCAGAUAAGCCGCAGUCAGUCGGCGGCAUACUAUCCGGUCUCCAAGCAUGAACUCGAGAGAGCGGUGGCGGCUUCUGCUCUGCCUCCGUGCCAGCUGGGCUCUCCAGAGAUCCCGCACUUAGUGCGCAGACCUAUCAGUGCCAACACAAGUGACCUAAAACAGCAUGUACCUACCCCCAGACCACUUAUACACUCCCAGAGCGUGAACCUUCGUUUCUCUCCAUCUAGCGGUAAUAUCUCCUCAGGCUCCAGCUGCAAUCUAGCCCCUGGCUUCAGGCCGUCCUCCUCCAUGGCUCAGAUGGAAAUCCCGCUGCAGGCUGCAUAUGAGCGGAGCUUCGAUGAGCCAUCUGCCCUGUCGCCCUCUCAGAGCGGACUGUACUCGGGCGAACCUGCCCGAUCCCGGACCACUCCGUUCAUGGGUGUCAUCGACAAGACCGCAAGGACUCAGCAGCAGUACCUUCACCAGCCUUCCCGGGCCUGGCCCGUGUCAUCUCUGGAAUCGGUUAUCACUAGCCCUACGUCACCUGGGAAUCUGAUCCACCAGGCAUCCACGGCCUCCUCCUACAGCCCGCCUACAUCUCUAGGCAAUAUCGCCUACUACAAUAAGACCAAUAAUGCCCAGAAUGGACACAUGAUAGAGGAGGAGUACUAUGUCCAGCCCCAGCCCUCCUCCCUGGGCAAGCUUGCCAACGGAGGGGCCCGAGAUCGAGACCUCCUGGAGCGAGUGAGCCAGGCGCCAACGUACCAGGAUGUUAAGGUGGCGCGGACAAUGCCCGUGGCACAGGCGUACCAGGAGAACAUGUACCGCCAGCUUUCCCGCGACGCCAGACAAGGUCCCACCUCGCCCAUCAAACCAAAGAGACCCUUUGUGGAGUCAAAUGUUUAAUAGGCGCCCAAAAGGGUGGGCAAAAGGUGUGAGUGACGGUGAAUGUGUAGGUGGAGGUUUUUAAAGCCAGUACUGCGAUAGAAGAAACGGCAUUCGAAGAAACACUUUUAAUAAACUAAAAAAACAGUGUUAUAAAAGUUGUGUACAAUUACCUGUGCCUACUUUAAAUCAACUCAAUCUGUUGGUAGAAUAGAACUCGGUGUCGGACAGGCUACAAACACCCCGCCCGCACCCUUUUGGAGCAUUACAAUACGGUAUGUUAAAGUAAAAAAUAUUCUUUAAAGCUCUGCACAUCAUUAGAAAGCACAUUUACUGACGUUCCACACGGAGGAAUGGCGUGUCUUGCCAUUGUUCCCGGCACUAAGGUGUUUAACUCAUUCCCUCGCUCACUUAAUCCCUCUCUCUCUCCCCAAUGAAAGGAAACCAGUUUACUAGGCUUUCUGGACAUCAUAUUGUUGAAUUGUUCAAUACUGUAAAAAGUGCAAAUCUGUUUCAGAAAAACUAAGUUGUAGUCAUAGAAGGAAAAGAGGAAUAUUUAUAAUUAAGUUAUAUGAUGUAUAGAAAUAUUAAUGCAGUUUUUGUGUCAGGGUUAAUUUUGUUUUCUUUCUGUCUUUAAUUUCGUAUUUAUUGAUUUGGACUUUUGGAAACGGUAUCAGAUAUUUUCAAAUUAGCGAUUCAAACGUUUGUGACUGGAGAUUAUUAUCUUCACAGUUAUUAUUACCUUACAGUUCUGGCUCCCAAGCAGAAAUAUUGUUUGUGUCAAAAUUUACGAUUGUAUAGUGGCAAUAAUAGUAGUUUAAUCAAUUCCUUGGGAAAAAGCUUAAUAUGAUUUGAAGUGACCCUCGCGUUUUGUGGAUAUUGCUUAGUCUUUAUUUACAAAAUGAGUUCAGUUAAUUACUGGAGUGCCAUCCAGAUGUAUUUCAAGUGGAAGAAUGUAUCACACCAUAGACGUCUUAUGAACUCUACAGUAUGUAUACUACGCAACAAAGUUUCAGGGGCGUUUGCAAGCUAGUAAUAGAAUUUAUUCUCUUUUUUCAGUUUCUUUAUCGUUCUAAGAAAUGGAAUCUUGCAUUGUCACAGAAGCAUUAGUAUAUCAAGUGAAGUAUGUUUGUUUUAACUUUAAAACUUUUAUUCGUAACUUUUGUCUGUCUGUGACAUUAUGAAGAAAGAGAGCACUUUAUUCAUUUGUAAGGAUUUUAUGGAAUGUGAAUAUUAGGGGGUUGGAGGUGGGCUUUUUUUUUCUUUCCUGUUUUGUUUUGUUUUUGGACCUGGGACGGGAAAUCCUUACUAACGAACGUUCAGUGGACGCUGGAAAAUAACCUGUGAUUAGUUGUACUACUAGAAAACAAAUAGCAGUUAUUGUCCUUGGUGCAAUUCUAAUUUUUCAAGCAAAUGAAUGAACAAUAAUAUAAAAGAGCAAAAUUAUGUUUUUAAAAAGAUAUUAAACCGUGUAUAUAACAGCCUUUAUAGAGCGCAGUGUACUUGCUGUAUAUAGUGGCCAAAUGUGUUCAUGCAUACUAAACCCUGCUCUUCUCUGCGAGCGCGGCGUGAGAAGGACUCGAUGAACCUCACGCGUCAAACACAGUUCAGUACCGGAAAGCAAACCAGCCGUUUUGAAAUAGUGUAUUUGUCGUGUCAAAAUACAAUAUUCAGCUAGUUCCUUUUGAAGUUUCUCCGCUUCAGAAUGCAAUAUUAUUAACACGCCGAGCUUCAAUGUGGCUUUGGUCAGAUCUUCUCAACCAAUACAGUAUAUGGACAGAUAUCUAGACGGCUCCAUAUUCACCUUUCUAUCGCUGUCGGUGUAAACUUGCUUGAAUCGAGAACAGCCUCACGGUCAGCUUUGGGGAGAAGCUAAAUAAAUGCAAGCACUUGGGAACGCAGGACUCUGAUGUGGCGUCGUCGAAGGCCUCUUUAGGGUGGUGCAAGUUACUUUUGCUGUACAUAACCUGACGCAUGGUUUCUCCUCCAUCCCCCUCUGAAAUCCACACGCAGGCAUUCGUCGAUCUGCCGUAUGUCUAGGAACUAAACGGAAAUAAAGUUCACACCUGGCGAAAAAGAGAGAGAAAAAAAAAGAAGAGAUCUCACACUCAUCUCCACCAAACUCAACCGGAGAGAUGCGACAUUUACCUCUGAAGGGUUUGGCCAUUCUUUUUAUCUUUCGGUUGGAUUUGAGUUGAUUUUAAUGUACUUGCUUGCUAAGCAGAGUUUCUCGUCUGUAAAUGUGAGCUUUCAGAGCGCUGUGACAACGUUUAAUGACUUCAAUAAACCAGAAUGUGUUUUUAUCA